ACGCUGCAAAACAAUAUCCAAACACUACCUCAAAAGUUGCAUUAGACGUGACAUAACAACAUCCUGAGACUCUUCUUGUGAUCAGCUGAGUCUUCGGGAACUGUAGAAGGAUGAGUGACGUGAUGGUGAAGGCGUAUGGCAGCUCACAACUCUUCGUCAGGUUGUGGUCAGGAUGCUUCUACAAAUACGGAGAUCCUGCUCAUCCAAGCCAUCAGUAUCUUCAGGUCCUGCAGGCUUACUAGUGAAGAACAGCAGCAAUCUUCCCUCCAACAUGAUGACUGGUAGCCUGUUCUUGCAAGUGGCGGUGGCGGCGGCUGUGGCGAGUGUACUGCUUCUGGGAGGGGUAUCAUGCUCACCCUUCCCGACCUACAACGCCCCAAUCCCAAUUCUGACGGACGUGCGCAGCCAGGACGAUUAUGGGGGUUACGCCUUCGAGUACAGCACCGGGAACGGCAUCGGGAGGAAGGAACAGGGACGGCAGAGCUACGGGCAGACCAGUGAGGGAGGCUGGAGCUACACCUCCCCUGACGGCGUCCCAGUCGACAUCACCUUCGUGGCAGGCAAGGGCGGGUACCAGCCAACAGGAGCGGUCAUACCCACUCCCCCGGCGCUGCCCUACGCCCGGAGUCAGCGUUUCUAGGCCCCCCUCCAUCCCCCCCCCCACCCUGGCAGCGUAUACCACCUCGCCCACUCCCUCUUGAAACAAUACCCUGAUUGAUACUUGUCCGAUUCGUUGUUUGUUUGCUUUUGUUUGUUUGUUUGGUGCCCACUUUUGUUUUACUUUAUUUGUUGUUGUUUCGUCUACAUUUUUUUUUUGCCUUUUUUUCCUCUUAUACAAGUUGCCCUUUUAUCUUAUUUUACUCCAUUCUCCACUAGAGGCUGCUUUGUUAUGCUUUCUCUCUCUCUCUCUCUCUCUCUCUCUCUCUCUCUCUCUCUCUCUCUCUCUCUCUCUCUCUCUCUCUCUCUCUCUCUCUCUCUC
Molecule: messenger RNA, 979 nt
Organism: Eriocheir sinensis (Chinese mitten crab)
Lineage: Eukaryota; Metazoa; Arthropoda; Malacostraca; Decapoda; Varunidae
Product: endocuticle structural glycoprotein SgAbd-2-like
Exons: 3
Coding region: 173-640 (155 amino acids)
Cellular component (GO): chitin-based extracellular matrix
Molecular function (GO): structural constituent of chitin-based larval cuticle
Source: RefSeq, a predicted model, not a curated record